Molecule: messenger RNA, 4857 nt
Organism: Pogonomyrmex barbatus (red harvester ant)
Lineage: Eukaryota; Metazoa; Arthropoda; Insecta; Hymenoptera; Formicidae
Product: transcription factor SOX-10
Biological process (GO): regulation of transcription by RNA polymerase II
Cellular component (GO): nucleus
Molecular function (GO): DNA-binding transcription factor activity, RNA polymerase II-specific; RNA polymerase II cis-regulatory region sequence-specific DNA binding
Source: RefSeq, a predicted model, not a curated record
ACCUCACUCGAGCGCCGAUCGCGCGACAAGCGACCCACCGAACCCCGGCUUGAACUCGGCGCGAGUCGCCGCGAGUAACGCGAACGCGAGCUCCGGCCAUCCGGCGAACGGAAAUCUCGAAGUUCCCCGUGCUGACACAUGUGAAAUUGUUCGACGACAACUACGGAAGACUCUCCAAGACGAAAACAGUGCGAAGUUUUAGGCCCGCAUAGACGAGACCAGGUGACUGGCGUGAAUUGACGGUUCGAAUAUCUUCCGGAUUUUGAUGACCUUAUGAGUGGUCUCGCGACGUGAUUUGAAUAUAAUUGUUGUUCUUCUCGAAGAGUACACGAGCAAAUGUAACGAUAUAAGAAUCCGUUUGAAUGUCAGUGGUGUCUAUUGAGACACGUGCUACCUAGGCAAAUCGAGGACAACCGCUGGCUUGACGCAAGAAGCAAUCUGCGUUGAAGCGAACUGCAAUGAUUUAUAGAAAAGGAUAAGAAGACCAAUCAUCAGAAGGAGAUCACCGAUUGCGAUUUCACACGACGCGCAGGUUCGAUCUCGUUUUCUCGGUAAAGAGACCAAGCGCGAGACAGACAAAGAAGCACGGUGUAGAUAAGAAACGACGAAGUCGGCGAACUGCGACGAGCGAAGAAACGACUGACGCAGAUAGAAGAACGCGUGCGCGCAGAAGAUAUCGUGGUGGCUAAUCGCGAGCGAAAUUGAUGACAAACAUGACAGUUGAAACGUGACGAUCGAGACGUGACAUCCGAAAUUUUACGAAGGGAAAGAAAGGCUCACAACACAAGACACAUCGAAGAAAGUAAUCGAGCUGGAAACUCCGAAGAAGCGGAAGCGACUCGCCGCGAUGAUAAGGCGAUAACAAAAGCGAUAUCGGAGUGAUAAAUUGGACGAUUGACGUCUCCUCAUUGCAGCUGGGAGAUGAGCAUGUUUUUUGCGUGUCGCGCGCGAUAAUUCGGCACGUCUGAUCGUGUGUGAUCAUUCAUACUUUCCACGAUACCGAUCUUCAGUGAUUUUCGUUAUUCGCGCGACGACGCGACGAAGGGGAUGAAGAUGAACGACGUCAAGCCGGAGAGCAGCGGCACGUCGAUUUCGCCGGUGAACGGCAACAAUAAUAACAAUAACAACAACAAUAACAGCAUCGGUAAUGGCAAAACGUCGGUGACAGCCGCCGCUGCGGCGGCGGCGACGGUGGCCGCCAAUGGCGGCGAGGGAAUCAGCGCUGCCGUCGCAAAGGUUCUUCAGGGAUACGACUGGACCCUGGUACCCGUUGCUACCAAGGGCUCCGGCGACAAAAGGGCGGCCCACGUCAAGAGGCCCAUGAACGCGUUUAUGGUGUGGGCCCAGGCUGCAAGGCGAAAACUGGCCGAUCAGUAUCCUCAGCUUCACAACGCCGAGCUGUCGAAAACGCUGGGAAAAUUAUGGCGGCUCUUGUCUGACAACGAUAAGAAACCCUUCAUCGAAGAGGCCGAUCGUCUGCGAGUUAUCCACAAACGCGAGCACCCUGAUUACAAGUAUCAACCCCGACGUCGGAAGCAGAACGGACCGUCUUCCGGUCGCGAGAGUUCGCCCACGAGGAAUCAGAGCAACGUCACGUUCAGUGUCACUAGGUCGUUAAAGCAGGAGGACAUGAGUCCUAGAGGCAUUCAAGGACCUAAUUCACCGCAGAGUGGCGUGAGUUCCUCGCCACCCACGACACCCAGUCAGGGUCUCUCACCACCGACACCCCCUACGACACCCAGAGGACAACACUACAUCAAUCAGGGCAAUCAGCUUCCGCAGAACAACACGAUGUACUACCAGGAGAUGGUCAGCGGCACGCCGUCGAGCGAGUCGCCGCAUCAGCAACCGGCGGUCGAUCUUCGGUACAUCGAGGUCGGAGACGGCCUCCCCGGCGAGGAGAACCAGUUGAACGGCCUCGGCACUUUGGGCGGGCUCGGUCUGAAUCUCCCGGUGAACUUCCAGGAGUGCGAGGUCGAGAGCAACGAGCUCGACCAAUACUUACCGCCCCAGACCGCGCCGAUACAUCAGUAUCCGCCCGUGCAAGUCACCACCGCCUCGCAAUGGUUACUCAACAGAUACGAGGAGGAGAUCGAGAGACCGAUCAAACGCCACUGUUCGGAACAGGCGAUCGCGGAGGUGUCCUCAUGGGAGGACAGGACUCAGGAGAUGGUCAGAUACCAUGAGCUGCAGCCUCCCCUUCCGCCGGUCCAGUACAUAUCCGCCCAUAACGCGCAUCAUUCGCACGCGAGUACGCAGAUGGGCCAUCCGCACGUGUCCACGCCAUACGCACAAUAUGCGCAUCGCUAUGUAUCUGGCAUCGAAACGUGGCCGAAUUACAUGUAGACCAAAGCGAGGUAAACACGACUACCAUUUCUCGUUUCGCGGCGUCAAAAUACGCCGCGCUAUCGUUAAGCCGGUUCGAUUUUUACGAAAGCGAGUAGAGAAAAAAACUCCGCUUAGUAAUCCGUUUCGGAACUGCCGCGAAAUAUUCGAGAAACUGAUUUUCGGAACUCGACACUAUUUCUUACUCGAAAAGCGUCAUUUCAAAUUUAAAUUUUCGCUAAAUGUACCUCAAAAGUUCUUAUUUAAGUACGAUAAUUAAUAAAAUUAAACUAAAAAAGAUCAAAGACAUAUAUUUAUUGAAAUUUUACUGAAGUUAUUGAGAAUCAAAGACUUAUCCGGUUUCUGCAAUUUAUUCACGCAGAAGAUUUUAUUUUUAGUAACAUAAUAAUGUUUGUUAAAAAUAUCACAUCGAAGGGAGAUCAAUGUCGAGUUCUUUGGAGAAUUCAUCUACGAAAUAUUUUUUGGUUGAUCCACGGAAUAUCCUGUAGAUAAUGACGCUGAUAAAAAUAUGUACGAAACGCGUCGCGUGAAAUAAAGAAAGAAAAUGGAGAUGCUAUUUUGUUACAUCGACUUUAGUUGCGAGUGCAGAUUAUAUAAAUAACUUGUGAUCGGAUCGAUCGUCGUGGUGUUAGAUUCCAUUAUAUAAAUAAGCCCGAAAGGGAUAGCCAAAUACAACGUAAUUAACGUAAUUAAUUACAGAGAUCCACCUUAUUAAUAAUAACGUAUACAAGUUUGAUAGAGAAUUGUGUACGCAAAAUGCGCGACGAAACGCGAGCUUCGUGUGAUAAAGUUUGCAAUUAGCGUAAUGCAGACAUUUCGAACAUCCAUUUAUUUCGGCAAUCUUCUUUCUUGAUAAGACAACCGAUGUCGCUUUUAAUAAUAUUGUUUGAUAAUAUUGUAAAUUUGAAAGAUAAAUAGAAAGAAAAGGAAACAUCGAUAAAUUUCAAAGUCACCACUUUCCACAAGUUCGGUUCUUAUCGCUCUAAUAACCGUACAAUUUUGAUAUCAAUUACGUGCAAAUAUCGCGUAACAUCCGUCUAGAUUAAAACACGCCAAAUAGGAGCUCGCUACAUCGGAUAGUAUAUGUUGAAAAGUGUAAAGAAUAUAAUAUAAUUUUUAUGUAACAUUGUGAAUAUUUCAAAAACAAGAAUUAAGUAGGAUUUAUUGCCGGUUCGCCUUCCCAAUUCAAAUGAGGAAUGCGAAGAGGAAAUAUGUGUAGAGCGCAUAGAGAAAUUGCGCUUCAACUUACUAUAUAGUUGUACAAAUCUGCUAGAGAUACUCAAGUCAGAGAAUCUGGCAGAAUUAAAUCACUUGGCUUGGCUGAUUAAUCACUUUGCCCAGAUUUUUUUAUUCUUUUUGAGACAAAAACAAUAAUCCUACACACCCAUCUUUCUUUUCUCAAUAUUUAUAUUCUUAGUUUGGAAUUUUUUUUUUUAUGUAAUCCUUUUACCUUUAUGAUAUCUAAAGCUAACACUUUGUUAUAUUCCAUUGCAUGUUCUUGAAUAAAAUUUUGAUGCCAUCGGAGAAAAUAUAGAUUAUUUUCUUUAAAUUAAAAUUGAAUUUUGCAUAAUGCUUUAAUAGAAUGUUAAUCGUAAAAUAUAAUCGUCGCGAUUUGUUAACAGCAUUGUUGCUUGCAAUCCGAGAUUGCGCGCUACUCGAUUGUGCUCGUUGCUCGACGCGAAAAUGGCGGAUUGGCCAUUCUCCGGCUUGAGAGUCUCUACUACGUGGACGAGGCGCGGCCACGAUACUCACCAUGACAUCAUUCCAUGACAGCCGGCCAUUCCAAAGCGCAGAAUUUCAGGCCAAACAAACAGGCGGCCGCUCGAUAUAUAUAUAUAUAUAUGUACGAUGUCCGACGGCGCGUUCCAUAUGUAAUAAUAUAUACGUACGCGCGAGACGGCGAUCGGCCGUCAAAUUCAAAUAAACGACUGAAAUACGAUCGAGGGUGGCAACAAAUGUGCACUCGGCGCUUUCCGUUUUAACGGGCCGAGUAUUUCAGGAGUCGGAAUUCGCGCGAUUCAAAAUUCGAUGGUGAAACGGUUGAAACAGGAUUUUCCAAUCGGCGCAAUUGAUUCUCUCAACAUUAGAUUGGAAUCGAAUAUCGAACGUAAAUUGAUAAGUUUUCAAUAAACUUUCGCGAAUCAUCUCAAUGAAAAUGAAUUUAAACGAUAUCUCGGAGUUUGCGAUGACCGAAUCGAUCUGUCGGAAAUGAAUGUAUCGAGGACCGAUUGGCCUGAUAUCGAGCGUGCAGCUAUUGUAAAUGAGCUUACAGCUCCAUAUUAAAUCACGUAGAUCACAUAUACUAUACAUUAUUAACACUUACUAGUUUCUGACACAGCCGUGCUUUUGUACUUAGAUAUUUAUUCAUCGCAUUUUUACGAGAAUUAAUAGAAAGCGUAGAUUAACAUCUCGGCACUCUAGUUGUGCACACUGAAAGGCGAGCACUAAAAUCGUAAUUUAUAAGUACGAUGUACGCUAAUUUGUAGAAAUAAAGCAACAAGAGAGACUAAG